UAGCCUCCAGAGGAGGAGGCAACGCGUCUGCUAUAUGCGCAAAGACCAAAAGCGUGCCUUAAAUUACAGCUGAGACAGCUAUGCUGACUGUUAGUUUAACGCCAUGAGAUUCAAUCUUUAGUAAAGAGAAAAGCGAGGACAGGACCAUCAAGUGAGCGGGCGCCCACAUCCUGUCAUCUACGCCUUAAGCUGGGCUCCAGACCCACAGAGUCAAACAUUCCUCCACAAUGGCGCUUUCCUCCGGGCUAAAAUACGUGUCUCUGGGGGUUCUGGUGCUGCAAACCACCCUGCUGGUUCUCACCAUGCGCUACUCCCGUACCCUGAAGGAGGACGGCCCUCGCUACCUCGCCUCCUCUGCCGUGGUGUCAGCUGAAGUGCUCAAGAUUUUUACAUGCACUCUCCUCGUCUUCAGCGAGAACAAUUUCAGCUUGAGGGCAAUGUAUGAGCUGCUGAACGAGGAGAUUCUGAACAAGCCUGUGGAGCUCGUGAAGCUGGCCAUUCCUGCAGGGAUCUACACUCUGCAGAACAAUCUGCUCUAUGUUGCCCUGUCCAACCUGGACGCAGCCACCUAUCAGGUCACGUACCAGUUGAAGAUCCUCACCACAGCUCUGUUCUCUGUCUCCAUGCUCGGGAAAGAGUUGGGCUGCUACCAGUGGCUCUCCCUGCUCUUCCUCAUGGCCGGGAUCACUCUGGUGCAGUGGCCCGUCGAGUCUCUGGGCGACUCUGAACAGAAUGUAAUGUCUGCAGGCUCGCAGUUUGUGGGCCUGAUGGCCGUGCUGAUGGCCUGUGUGUCCAGUGGUUUUGCUGGAGUUUACUUUGAGAAGAUCCUCAAAGAGGCAAGCCAGGGUCUGUGGCUUCGUAAUAUACAGCUGGGUUUGUUUAGCUUUGUGUUUGGCUUCAUAGGCAUGAUGGUGUAUGAUGGCGAAAGUGUCAAGCAGGCGGGGAUUUUCCAGGGAUACAACAUUAUUACCUGCAUAGUUGUUGUCUUACAGGUUGUGCAAUGGUGUUUCACUACAGUGCAUCAUUUGACUUCCAUGAGUUUUAUGGCAGCAUUUGUGGAGUUGUUCAUGUCUGCCUUUGUGUUGUUUGCAUGUCGUCAGGCUCUCGGCGGGCUGAUCGUGGCUGUAGUCAUUAAAUAUGCUGACAACAUCCUCAAAGGAUUUGCCACCUCACUAUCAAUCAUAGUGUCUACACUCAUUUCGUAUUUCCUGUUGAAGGACUUUAAUCCCACAAGCAGAAGCAAUCUCCAAGAACUGCAAGACAUGGUGAUGCUGCAUGAGCCGAGAAACCUUGAGCUUCAGGGCAUAAACUGAUGGCCGGAUAUUCUUCUUCGGGAUUUUAUAGUACAGAGCAGAAUUCAUGGUUCCAUCAAUUACAGCAAGUUGUCCAAUUCCUGAAGCAGAAAAACAGCUCCCGAACAUUACCACCACCAUGUUUGACUGCUGGUAUGAAAUUCUUUAAGGAGAUGCUGUGUAACAGGAUGUAACAGGAAUGGCUGGUGUCCUGCAAGUUUUAGAUGUGUCCUUGAUCCAACACAGCUGAUUUAAAUGGCUAAAUUACCCCCUCAACAUGUCUUGAAGUUCUCCAGAGGCCUGGUAAUGAACUAAUCAUUAAAACCUGCAGGACAUCAGCACUUGAGGCCUGGAGUUGUCGACCCCUGCUUUAGAUGGUGUUCUAGGUUCAUUUGUGCCCAUUGAUCACCUUGGAGUAAUUUUGGCAGGUUAGCUGCUGCUGAGAAGAUUCACCACUGUUACAAGUUUUCUCCAUUUGUGGAUAAUGACUCUCACCGUGGUUCACUGAAGUCUUAAAGCCUUAGAAAUAGCUUUGUAACCCCUUUCCAGACUGAUAGAUGUCAAUGACUUUGCUUCUCACCGGGCUUUUUGAGAUCUUUUAGCCUACUUCACUUUGUCAGACACCUUCAGUUUAAGGGAUUUCUCACUUCACAGGUGUGGCAGUAAUCACGCCUGUGUGUGACUACUGAACCUGUCAGCUUUCCAAAAACAAUUAGGUAAAUCAGAUUUAAGUCAUGUCAUAACAAGAAAGAAGUCACGAAGGGGACAACUGUUUCACUGCACUGUAGUAAACUUGCUAUCUUCUAAUCAGCAACAAUUGUUUUGAAAGGCAGUGUCAUCAAAAUCUUGGCAAAGCACACACUAGUAUCGAAAGUUGAUAACUGUCAUACACACAAGGGGCCUCAAGUGUUGUGCUUCCAACCUAAUGCAUUUUCUUUUUCUCUGUCUCUCAGUGUAUUUUUUCUAGGUGCAGUACUGGUUAUUGCCGCCACAUUUCUUUACGGCUAUGAGCAGAAACCUGCCAGCAGCAGCACCAACAAAGUGUAAUCAGAGACUUGCGUGAAUUGUGGCUCUACGAACUGUGACCGGGAAUUUCCUAUAUGAAAAAUUUCAUUACCGAAAAAGUAACAACAAGUUACUGGCAAAUACAGUCUUUUGGAAGUGGGCCUUCUCUGAAAAAGUGCACAAUGGAUGAUAGCAGUGACUCAUGUGAAAUACAUCUGAUAGUAAAGCUAUUGUUUUGAGCAUGUCAGGUUAACUCAACAGCACAGAAAAGCAAACAGUGUAAGGCGAACAGAAGGACAUCAUAAGCAAACCUUAUCCUUGCUGGCAAACUAAUGUGAAACUAGUUAAUGUGUGUCAGUAUUAGAACUGUGACGUUCCACUUGAAGAGGUACAGGUGCCGCAUUUAAGCUUUGGGGUUCUAAGCACAACAGCAUAUUGCACUUACUAGAUCCCCACAAGUACCUGCUAAAAUAAUAUAAGAUAUCAGAUGUCUAUAAUCUGUCUGGAUCCUUUUCAUCAGCAUUCGCAUCUUAGGCCAUGGACAAAGAUCUGGAAACUGAAUCUCUGCAGAACUGGAAAUCAGGUUGUGCUGGAACUGUUGUGACUGCGAAUAUACACUCAGCGGCUAGUUCAUGAGUUACAGCAUGCUAAUGUCCAAGUUGAACCCCCGUUUGUAUUCAGAACUACUUUAAUUCUUCUUGGCAUGGAUUCAACAAGUUAAUGGAAACAUUCACACAGCUACUGUGGAUUUGUCAACUGCACAUCCAUGACGUGAAUCUCCUGUUCCACCACACUGCACAGGUGCUCUAUUGGACUGAGAUCCGGUGAGUCUGGAGGCUGUUUGAGGACAGUGAACUGUCAUGUUCAAAAAACCAGUUUGACAUGAUUCUCGCUUCAUGAUAUUGUCAAUUAUCCUGUUGGAAGCAUCCAAAGAUGGGUCAUAAAGAUAUAGACAGGUUUGGCAACAAUACUCAGGGCUGUCAUACACCCAAUUGCUUGUGUUCUGCUUAAAGUGUGCCAGGAAAAUACCUGUAAAACUAUCAUGUAUUAACUGUAAUCUCAGUGUCUUAGCUGACAGCAGGUUCGACGUGUUAUGCAUUCAGAGAUGUUCUUCUGCCUACCUUGAUUGUAACAAGUGUAUAUUUGAGUUGCUGUAGUCAUCCUGUCAGUUCAAAGCAGUCUGAUCAUUCUCUUCUGACCUCAACAGGGCAUUUUCACUAGCGUGAACUGUUUUUUACCUGUUUGGAUCAUUCUUUAUGAACUGUAGAGAUAGUUGUGUGUGAAAAUAGACCAGCAGUUUCUGAAUUACUCAGA
This is a messenger RNA of Oreochromis aureus, 3611 nucleotides long. RefSeq names its product solute carrier family 35 member A3b (gene slc35a3b). The coding region runs from base 228 to 1313 and encodes 361 amino acids. The record is from RefSeq and is a predicted model, not a curated record. The transcript is spliced from 7 exons. Lineage: Eukaryota; Metazoa; Chordata; Actinopteri; Cichliformes; Cichlidae. Gene Ontology annotation, cellular component: Golgi membrane. Gene Ontology annotation, biological process: pyrimidine nucleotide-sugar transmembrane transport. Gene Ontology annotation, molecular function: UDP-galactose transmembrane transporter activity.